GUGACCCGCGAAAGGCCCUGGGCCGCCUUGGAGGUGGCCUCGGAGGCGGUCGACGAGGCCUGCGAAGCGGCCUGCUUGGUAGCCUCGGCCGCUUUUGUUGUGGUGCUGGUCGACUCGAAGCGGACCAUGCGGCGGCCCAUCGAGAGGCCCGACCGCCUCAUUACCAGAGCGAACGACAUUUCUAGAGCCGGUGUUGGCGAGGGAGAGUGAACAAGAGAGGAUUUGCCGGGCUGAUCUUCGCGGUCGCAGUUGAGAUUUUCGGCAGGCGGAGCGGAGAAAGGAGGACGGGGUGCGGCCGAGGAGCAAUCGCGGAUGGCGGCCGUGUGGGAGCUCGGUUUCGGCGAAGGGAACGACGGUUAUCGCGCAAUUGAAUCAGGACGGAGCCGGAGAUCGAGAAAAAUUGGAAAGCUCGGAAGAUCUCGAAAGGCGCUGGCCCACUGCCCCAGUUCUCGGCAAGAAAGCAGCCAAUCAGAAGCUUUGAUUGAGGACUGGCGCAAACUGGAAGCUCGGACGGAUCCAAGCUGCCCUUUUCCUGCUGAACCGUCGCUUUCAUCCUUGAUUCCCAUCAUUAUCACGGCUCUCACUUUGACCAAUUCAACGGCUUUCCUUUCAUACCGCACUUCGCGUUGGCCAUCGGCCCAGUCAGACUGCAUGUACUCAGUAUCAUACAAUAUGCUGAAUUUGAAAUCUUCAAGUCCGCAGAGACAGCGACCAUCUCCUAGAUGAAUUGAAACCUGGUUCACCAACACAGGGAAUUAACUCGAGCUGAGAACCACCAUGGCCGAACAGAAUAUGUGCUCCAUCUCUUCUAAUAAUGCGG
Messenger RNA from Parathielavia appendiculata, 820 nucleotides. RefSeq lists its product as uncharacterized. The record is from RefSeq and is a predicted model, not a curated record. Lineage: Eukaryota; Fungi; Ascomycota; Sordariomycetes; Sordariales; Chaetomiaceae. The coding region runs from base 313 to 726 and encodes 137 amino acids. The transcript has a single exon.